AUUUAUUCAGGGAAACAAAGAUGUCGCUGACUAAAGCUUUCCUGAAUCACUAGAACUUCAUUUAUGUCGUCUACUGUGCCUGUUGUUAAGUGUCGAUAACUAGCUGCAAAGAUGUCUGCGAAGAACCCGAGUUCCAUCCAGGUGUGCAUCAAGAUCCGUCCCUGCGAACCGGAGCUCACCUCCCUGUGGCAGGUGAACGAUGGUCGCUCCAUUCACCUGGCGGACAGCCACGCGGAGCCCUACGUCUUUGACUACGUCUUCGACGAGGGCACCAACAACCAGGAGGUGUUCGACCGGAUGGCCAAGCACAUCGUGCACGCCUGCAUGCAGGGCUUCAACGGAACUAUUUUUGCCUACGGCCAGACGUCGUCGGGAAAGACCUACACGAUGAUGGGCGACGGCCAGAACCCGGGCGUCAUGGUGCUGGCCGCCAAGGAGAUCUUCCAGCAGAUCUCCAGCCAGACGGAGCGCGACUUCCUGCUGCGCGUGGGCUACAUCGAGAUCUACAACGAGAAGAUCUACGACCUGCUGAACAAGAAGAACCAGGACCUCAAGAUCCACGAGGCUGGCAAUGGUAUUGUGAACGUGAACUGCGAGGAGACAAUUAUAACCAGCGAGGAGGACUUGCUUCGCCUCCUUCUGGAGACCCAGCUAAACGAGCGCUCCAGCAGUUCGCACAACAUCUUCCGGAUAAUCAUCGAGUCCAGUAAGUCGGACCGCAGCGACGAUAGCGUCGUAAUCCAGAGCGUGCUCUACCUGGUGGAUAUGGCUGGUGGAUCGGAGCUGGCGGACCAGACGGGCUCCCCAGUCCAUGUAAACAGCAACAUUAUCCUGGGCAACGUUAUCAAGAGCCUGUCGGAGCACGUGGACAAGAAGUUCAUUAGCUUCCGCGACUCCAAACUCACGCGCAUCCUGCAGGCUUCGCUUUGUGGCAAUGCCCUGACCUCCGUCAUCUGCACAAUGAAGCCCUCUGUCUCGAAGAAGUCGCAAUCCACCCUGAACUUUGCCACGUGUGCCCAGAAGAUCCGCAUCAAGCCGCAGGUCAACGAGAUGGACUCCGAUGCGUCGAUGAUGAAGCGGGUGGAUCGCGGCAUUAAAAUACUGAAGGACAAGCUGGCCGAGGAGGAGCGCAAGAACGAGAGCCAGUUGAAGGUGCAGGAUCUGGAGCGACGCAUCAAGCGCGACAUGCUCAAGAUCAUCUCGAGCACUUCGCUCAGCGACCAGCGUCACCAGAAGCGACGGCGAACGAGGACAUCGGGAUCAGAAAGCGAGAUUCUAGUAUCUUCAUUGCCCGCCUUGCCAGAGGAAUCCCGCCUGCCGCGUCCAUCGAAAAUGUCCAACCUACCGAAACCCAUGUUUUACCCUACUAACGCCCUUUCCCAUCGACGGGAGAUCGCUCCCAAAACCAUCGGCGUUUAUCAAUCUUUGAAGGAGGAAUAUUUAGGAGUGCCUAAAUUGUUGGAAACAGAGUCGGCGAUCAGUAAACCUUCUAAAAUCGGUUAUAUUCCUAAAAUAGAACAGGAGUCCAUGGCAAACUGCCAUGCCCUGCAGGUCGAGGUCUCUGCUCUUACUGCAUCCAACCAGGUAGCCAAGGCGACGAUCGAGAAGUACGAGGAGCAGGUAAAGACGCUGAACGAGACCAUCAGGCGGCUGGAGAUGGAGAACAGCGAGGCGGUGGAGGAUCUGGGGCUGCGCUUUGAGUCGCACAAGACCAAGUCGAAGCAGCUGGAGAACGAACUGCUGUCGGCCCUGUCCGAAAAGGAUUCCACCAUCGAGGGCUUGCAGCAGUCGCUAAAGGAGCUUUCCCGCGAUGUGCUGCGCAACAGCAAGGAGGAUCACAUGCGUUCCAUGUGCCCCGAUCUGGAGUCCAGUUGCGAGAGGAUCUGCAACAAGUGCCACGAACUGGAGCGCCUUCUGCCCAUUGCCGAUGUCAAUGGAUUGGAGACCAUUGCCUGCCAGUGCGAUCAGCUGCGUUCCGAGAUUGCGGCCACGCGAAUCAAGCUGGAAAGCGUUCAGUCGGCCUUUAGCCAGGCCAGCUGUGAGGUUACCCAAAAGACCACCGACUGCGAGCGCCUCUCCAGAGAGAUCUCCACAGCCCAGGAUGAUUUUGGCCAGCUGCAGGAGAAGUACAACACCCUGGAGCAGCAGUGGAUAAGUCAACAAUUGGCCAUCGAAACGAUGCAGGCUGAAUACAAUGCCAUCCAGCAAAAGUACCAGAAGCUGCAGGCGGAGUACGAGCAGCUGGGCAAAAGUUCUGACCUCCGUUGUAAGGAACUCCAGGCUGACAACACGAAACUCCAGGCGGAGAUUGGAACGCUCAAGGAGCGAGUGGAGGAGGCUCAGCGCAAACUCUUAGAAGCUCCGAGUCCAGAAACUCUGGCAGAGAAGUUCAAGACUCAAAAUCAACAGCUCAAGGCGGAAAUCUCUGAACUGCAGUCGAGAUUCAACGAUAUUCAGCGGGAGAACGACUGCCUGUCCAACCAACUGAUGGAAAGUGUCCAGGAGAACGACGCCCUGCGCGAGGAGCUUAAGCAGCGCUUGCAUAGCUUUGAUGUGGAGUCCAUGAAGAGUUCCGGCCUGGGCACUGAGUGCAGCGAACAGGAUAAUAACCACGAACUAGAUACUGAUUUCAUGGAGCAGUUUGUCCAGCUGUCGGAAUCCAUCCAACAGAUUAAACUCCAGCAUCAUUCCGGCUUUAGUCGCCUCUUUAGAACCAAUAAAUUGGGACAGGAUGAGAGCCUGCCAGGCCUGAAGCUUUGCUUGGAGUCUGCCGAGUACCUAGAAAGUGAUGCCAGCCAGCAGGAGGCAACCGAUUCCGUUUGCCUAAAGGGCUACCUGAAGCGUCUAAGAUUUCAGAUUGUGCGAAUAAGUCAGGAGGAAGUAUUUAUGGAGGAGGAGGACCGAUUGCGUGGAAAAAUCUCCCAAUUGGAGCAGGAGGUCAAGGAGCAAAAGACGGUGAUGGCGGACGACGAGGCGGUUAUCCAGGAGAUGCGGGAGCAGGUGACCUGCCUGCAGUCUGCCCUCGUGGAGAAGAGUCUCAUGGAGGAGAAAGUAGGGGACUACCAGCGGCAGAUCGAAAGUCUGCAGAAACUAAAUGAGGAAAUGCAGGAUCAGGUGGCCAAAGAUGAAUCUUCCGCCAAGGAGGCGCAGGAAAACGAAGUAGCUACCCUCAAGGCAGCUCUUUCGGAGUUAAAAUCCAACGUUUGCGAUCUGCAGGCCGAACUGCAGAGCCAGUUGAAGCAGAUGCAGCUGAAGGACGGAAACAUAGCCGAGCUGCAGACGCAGAUUGAGGAAAUGGGUGAACGAUGUGUGUCCAUGGGAAUGAAGCUGGCGGAGUUGGAGGAAAAUGAGCGGCAAAAGCAAGAGCUUCUCGAUCGCCAGGCGUUGAAACUAUCCGAUAAUCUACGUCUUAUAGAUGAGCUUCAGGAUCGCAGUACAAAAGCGGAAGAAUCUCUAAAACUGGAGAAGGCAGAAUAUAAAAAACAAAUCGAGGAACUCGAAGAAUCAUUAAAAAUGUCUCAAGAAGAACUUAGAAUGCUGGAGAAGAGAAACAGGGACGAGAUCAACGAGCUGCAGCUGGAGUACAUGGUGAAAAUGGAGACAUGUGAGAGCGAGAACCGCGCCAAGUUCCGCUCCUAUUGCCUUGGACUAGAGGAAAGCAAGGAUGGCUAUGAAAGCAGUGUGGCCACUCUGAAGGAGCAACUAUUGCAGGCGGGGGAAGAGCUCUCCAGAGUAACGAAUCGCUGUCAGGCGGAGUUGGGUGAGAUCAAGCGAACUCUCGAAGAAACUAUUGCUAAGGCCGAGGAGGAGAGGGUAAUUUUAAAUGCCCAGCACCAGGUAGAGCUGGAAAAAAUAAGGGAAACCCUCAAGGAGAAGUUGGCCGAGGCCGAAGAGAAACAGGAGAAGUCGGAAGCGGAAAUUAGCGUGGUAAAAGCCACCCUAAAAGAGCAACUAAGCCAAGCAGAGGAGGAGCGGGAGAAAGCGGCCUCCAAACUUGAGGAGAUGGAAAGCACUCUGGAGGAGAUGAAAGUCCAUAAUAGCGCCAUGAAAACCACAAUUGCCGAGCUGGAACAAAGCAAAUCUGAUCAGGAAUUGUCCUUGCAAAAACUAGAGAAGCUUUACGACCAAGAUCAGUCACGCAGUAUUGACCAGGAGGCACAGGCACACGAACAAAUCAAUAAUCUCCUGGAAAAGUGUGAGCAGCAUCAUCAAGACUUGGAUGAAUUGAGGAAGGAGAAGAUUGCCUUGGAGUCGCAGAUUCAGGAUGCGAAUAAUCAGCACUCAAAUACCCUGAAGAAACUCCAGGAACUUGAAACUGAAAUGGCUUCUCUAACCGAGAAGAAGAACUUAGAGAAGGCUGACUUGGAGGAAAAGCUAGAAACUUUCAAUGCCAAGACAAGCGAUCUCGAAGAAAAACUGCGUUGUGCUCAGCUCAAGCUUAUUGCCAAUGAAGAUUUAGUUUCGCAGCACGAACGGCUGAAAGUCUGUCUCACCGAGGCAAACGAUUUGAAGGAUGAGCUGCAGAAAAAGGUGGAGCGUCUGCGCUCCGACUUACUUACCGCUCAGGAAGGAAUCUCUACUAGAGAUGCAGAAAUUAAACAGCUUCGCUCUGAACUGUUUAAAGCCCUGGAUGAAAAGACUACUGCGAGCAUGGAACAGGUCAGUUUACUAGCGCAGCUCAAAGAAGUCGAGGAGAAGAUGUCCGUCCAGGAAGGCAGUUUCCAACGCGAGGUGGACGAUCUCAAGGGUUCAAUGGACGAGCUACAGCUCAAGCUUGAAUCUCUGCAAGAUGUAAGGAAUAACCUGGAGACCGGAAAUGAGGAGCUGAAAGCCAAGCUGAGAAAUGCCCAGAAUCUGCAGAGCAUGUUGGAAAAGGAGCAAAAGUUGUGUGCCUCCCUAAGAGAAAGCCUAGAUCUGCUAGAAGAAACGAAAACUGAUCUCGCAGAGCAAAUCCGCGCCAAGGAAACAGAAGUCGAUGAAAAAUUCAAGGAACUGAAGCUAGGCCGCCACAGAAUCGAAGAACUGACCAAGGAGUGCGAAACACUUCGUUCCGAUUUGCAAGCCAAAGAGCGCAGUUUUCGAACGGAGAAGGAACAGUUGGAUGGCACCAUUUCAAAUCUAUUGAAAGACAAGCGCAACUUGGAGGAGGAGCUGGGUAAACUCAAGGAAGAACUCACAAAGAAGUCCGAAGAGCUACAAACAACUCUGAAAUCCAAGGAAUCCGAUAUGGAAAAGAACAAACAGCAACUGGCGGAGAAGCUUACUAUCCUUACUGAAAAGGAUAACGAAAAUGCUCGACUUAAAGCCCAGUUGGCGUGCAAGGAGAAAGAACUUGCUUCUCUGCAAGAGGAAUCAAACAAGCACAAAUUAGCCACAGAAGCAGCCAUAAAAGAACAUCUCGAAAUGAUUGCUAAACUUGCUGGAGAGUGCGAGACGCUACGAUCAACUGUGAAAUCCAGGGAAACUAGCUCUAUAACAGAAAGGGAACGCAUGAACGGCACCAUCUCCAGUUUAUUGGAGGACAAGCGCAACCUCGAGGAAAAGUUUUGCACGGUCACCGAGAUCAUGUCUAAGCUUGAACUGGAACUGGCUGCCUUACAAGCGGCAAAAGUAAGCGGAGGCAACGGGUCCUUCGAAUCAAUUGCCUCUAAAGGAUCCCCGAAUUCUGGCCCGUCUGCUUCUGCCAAGAAAACUUUGGACCGCAAUGCUGCUGCCAGUUUGUCAAGGAAAUCAAUAAGCUUUGAUCCUACGGUGCGCAAGAAUCGGCGGAUGACGGCUUACGAUGAGCACCGAAACCAUGACCGAUCCCUUGGAUCUCAAUAGCCGUUGUU
Drosophila takahashii is the source of this 5831-nucleotide messenger RNA. It is a transcript of the gene cana, whose product is annotated as CENP-ana. The record is from RefSeq and is a predicted model, not a curated record. Gene Ontology annotation, molecular function: microtubule motor activity; microtubule binding; ATP binding. Gene Ontology annotation, cellular component: microtubule. Gene Ontology annotation, biological process: mitotic cell cycle; microtubule-based movement. NCBI's taxonomy places the organism in Eukaryota, Metazoa, Arthropoda, Insecta, Diptera, Drosophilidae.